CUUUGCUCAUGUUUUUAUAAGCCUUCUUCAAUUCAUCUCUCCUUCGAACUCAAGUCCAUCAAGCUUGACUCCGCCAUCUCCGCCGCACCCUAUCCAUGCCUCACCUCCCCGACUGCCGCGCCUUCCCCUUCUUCCUUCGCGGCCGUAACCGGCGACCUCGACGACGGCGAAGAAGCACUCCCGAAUCUCGUGGUCGAUCCAGAAGCUGCUGCGUUCGGUCUUCAAGCCGAAGACGAGCUCUACCCCGGCGUUCGGCGUGGCAGUCUGUACUCGCGCGUCGUCGGUGAGGAUGACAGGUUUUACGUUGGGUACGACAAGUUCGGCGCGUUGACCACAAUUCCGGAGUCCUCGGAGGUUGAAUAUCUUGGGAAGUUGUCGCCGGAGAUGGAUCGGAGGCGAUGGCGACUAGAAAGAGCAAAGCGAGUCGUGCAUUGGGCAUGAGUGAAGGUGUUAGAGAGAGAGGGGGUUGAGCGUGGGGUUGCAGAGAGACGGAGAGCAGAGCGCGUGAGAGAGAGGAGAGAGACAAGUUUUUUCCCUGACAUGUGGCCCCGAUUGUCACGUGUCAAUUUGUGGGUGGUUUACUUGCAAAUCUUACGU
Messenger RNA from Syzygium oleosum, 597 nucleotides. RefSeq lists its product as uncharacterized. Lineage: Eukaryota; Viridiplantae; Streptophyta; Magnoliopsida; Myrtales; Myrtaceae. The transcript has a single exon. The annotation marks the transcript as partial. The record is from RefSeq and is a predicted model, not a curated record.